UAUAUCACAUUAAUUAUAUCUUCAUGUUGUAUAUAAGAAUUUUGCAAAUACUUAUAUCUGAUUGUUAAAUUACGAGAAAAACAAAUGUAUGUACGUACCUAAAUGAGUUCAACAAUCAAAUUUCGCGCGCUGACAGUAGAGAUAACAGUCCGUUGAUUUGGCGCCUAAACUAAUAAAAAUAGCGGGAGUUUACGUACGUCAGCGUACAGUUGGUUAUGGCAAUUGGCUCAGGCACGUCAUACAAAGAUUUUGAAAGUCUUCAACGGAUUUCUGGCUUGUACGUAUUUACUCGUAUAUAAGGAGGAAUGUCUCAACCGUCAGUAACAGCGUAUUUUAAUACGCGUAAGCGUCAAGCAACUGACGACCUGCGAAGCAAGGCAAAAGUUUUGCUUCUUGAUCAGGAGAGAUCCAGAUCGGUGAAUAACCAAAUUCAAGCGUCGAUUAACGAGGACAAUUCCGAGCCAUUAGCAGGAACGUUAGCUCCGAUUCAAGAGGAAGAAACAAUGGGCACGAGUCCGAAGGUUAUCUUAGUCCCUGCCAAGGAACCAGAUGAUGAUCGUACGUCAAGGCCCAAUACAGCUGUUCGGAAUAUCCAGUUUGAUUCUCCUAAGUCGAGUGGCCAAAAAACGCCCAAGCACAGUACUCGCGGACGAAUGAUUCGUUCGCGAAAAUUAUCUGGCCACGAGGAAGGCCAAGCAGAUAUCAGGGAGAGCUUUCAGAAGCUCACCGAGGAUUCCGACACUAAGAAGGUGCUCUUCGAGAAGAAGGGUGCACUGAGUCCAAGGAAAAAACUUCUAGAAACGCCUAAGAAGAACAAUUACUUCACUGAGAACGAUCAUUUCACUAACAAUGAUCAUUCCACUGAGAACGAUCAUUUCACUGAGAAUAAUCAAUCUACUGAGAACACAAGGAAUGUCUCAACUGAUCAAUCAUUGGUUAACUGUAUGACACCAAAGAAAGCUUCAACUAUGGACAGUUUGGCGAAGCAGGAGUUAUCCUUGAAUGAUAUAAGAAAUAAAAUUAAGAAAUCUUCUAAGCUUACGGAGUUGAAAGCUUCUUUGACUCGUUUUAAGAAUUACGAGCAAAGUCUAGGACAGUUACACAAACAGAACGACAAGAAACCGCAAAUACAGAAGUUCGAGAAGAUCCAACUUGAGAUACCAGUUAGCCCGAAAAAAGCAUAUAAAUCUCCUAGUAAGAUAAUAUUUAGUCCUUUGAAAGACAAGCAACUGAUGAACGUCAGCCCUCAACGUAGAAUUUUAUUCGAGCCUAAAGAAUCAACACCAAGCCCUGUGAAAGGUAGCCCAACUAAAGCACCUGCUUAUCAACAAUACUUAACACUUACUGAAAGUGCUACUCCUACUUUGCCAUUGCCGUAUCACUAUAGAUUUUUGGCAGAGGCGUUCAGAUGCGUUGAUACAAUUUCCGCAAUGUUGUUUAAUCGUAAAGAAACAAUAACUUUUAAAAAGCUGAAACCUGCAGUUCAAGAGCUGUUGCGUAAAAAUUUCACAUUGGAGCAUUUAGCACAGAUCAAGACCAUUUUCCCGGAUGCGUACGUUUACAGUCAAGAAAAGCAUCAUACAUUUGGUUCCUCGUCUAAACAAGAUAAAUAUGAAUUAAUUCUAACACCGAUUGUUGAAGAAAGAGAUGGAAGAAAUACCCCAGAUGCAGAUGAUGUUUUGAAAACAGCAUUACAAGUCAGUAUGGGACCGCGAGUGUUGCUUGAUAGACGAAGGAAAUUUUACAAUAUCUUGCUUGAUAAAGUAAAGGACGAGCACGAAAAAUUUUUAGUUAAUUUGGAAACGCCAAUGUAUGUUCCAAAAGAAAAAAUUCUGCGUUGGCAUCCUGAAUUUGAUGUUGAAACUUGUAAAUCAAUUGGACAAUCUGAUUUACCACAACCACCUAACGUGGAUAGAAUGACAAGUGCAAAGGAUGUUCUUGACAAAGCAAAAUCUUUAUUCAGUUGUGGCACACGCAUGGAAAAAGCGUUGCAACGAUUGGCAGAAGCAAAGAUGACUUCAAAGACUCUUUCUCCAAAGAAAGAUGAAGUAAAUACUGCUACUCAAACCGAUGUGCAAAAAGUUAAUAUUACUAUCAUGGAUACUCCACCAAUUACACCUACUGUACACAAUAAUUAUCUUACUAGUGCACUAAAAGGCAUACCAAAGGCUCUUCUUGAAAAGAUUCGUGCUAAACAAGCUGCUAAAGCGUUGGAAGCUAUGACACGUUCACCAAAUGCUGAAAAAGAGGCUAUAAUGUAUUCAAGAUUACCUGAAUUGGUUAAAGUUUUGCGUAACAUUUUCGUAGCUGAGAAAAAGGGAGUUUUAACAUUGGAAUUUGUAAUUACUAAGUUGGAAAAUUCCCUUAAAGCUAAAUUAACUCCUGCUGAAUUAGAGGAGCAUUUACGUUUAUUGUGUAAAUUGCUACCUACAUGGACUAGUAUACAUAACGUGCGAAAAGUAAAUUAUUUGAAAUUGCAGAAGGAAAUCGAUCUUACAAAGGUAAUAAAAAAAUUAGAAAUCAUAGCUAAUGACAAAGUAAAAUCAUCAUGACAUUUAUGAUGUAAUGAUUAUUCCCUUUUUUUUCUUGCUUCAAAUUGAAUUAUAUAUAUGCAUUUAAUUCUGAUCAAUUCAUUUGCAAAAUAUUUGCUGUUAGUUAUUAUUGCACUACGUUCUCAAACAAUUUUAUUUUAAGUAGUUGUGAUUAAGAAGAAAAGAAAGUAAAUUAAGCUUUUUUCUUGCUCGAUAAAUAUCUGAUUUAUUUUGUGCUAAACAUGGGUUAACUAUUUGUUAUACUUUAUAUAAAUUCAUAAUAUUUUUAUAAAAUGUAUUAUAUAAUGGUAAUACAAUUUUUUAUAUAAGUAUCCAACACUAUCUUUUUUUCUUUGCUUUAUGAAAAAAGUUAUUUAACUCUUUCCAGUCCAAAUUAUUUUUCAAUUUUUUUUUCAACUAGUAAUUAAAAAAUGUCGAGUGUGACUCGGCCACAGACGAGAUAUAUGAAUAUAUGAUCAUAUGAUCAUAUGCAUAUCUCUUCUGUGAAGUUAUAGACGAGGUAUAUGAAUAAAUAUUGCAUCCGAUGUAUUUUUUCGGUAAUAAGGUCCUCAGGACCUUACUAUUUUUGUGUUACAUCCUGUUGUACCGAUUUUACGACCGCAGCACUACUAGUAGUAAAAAUCCUUUAUUAAAAAUCCUUUUCCCAAUGUUAAAUUUAAAAUAUUAUGUUUUUUAUAUUUUCAUUUCCUGUCGAACAGAACAGUAUGAGACAAGAUAAAAUUCUCUUAGAAUGCACCUCGAUAAGUAUGCUUUGAAUAAGAAAUCUGAAACCUAUGUACCUUUAAAUAUUUUGUCAGGAAUUCGUCAGGCUGAAUCGUUCUUAGGUUUGGUCAAGGAUCAAAGUACAAAGUACAAAGAUAUACGUAUUUUUACGUCAAGAAACUACGGCGUGAAAAAUCUAUUUUGUUCCAAUAAAGUUCUGUGAAAUUGUAAAGUAUAAGUUUUCCUCUUAUUCCAUGAUCUGCAAAAAAGACGUUCAACACUGGUUGAUUUUGCGAGAUAUAUAAGAGUAUAUUUCGUAGAUAUGUUUAUAUUUUUCAUUAAAUUUUCAUGAAAUAUCAAAGAAUUAUAUUAAAUAAAUAAGAAAGUUCUUUUAUUGUCAUAAUAUUGAUAGACAAAGUAGUUUAUAGAAAAAUUUCUAAUAUUUUGAUUAAUAAGCGUAGUUUUUAACUAAUGAAUUAUAGAAUUUAUGUCAUCUGUCAUAACCAAUACACUGCAUAUUAAUAUUUUAAUAUUUAAUAUUAUUCUAUAUAAUAAAAUAUACAAUUUGAAAAUUUUGUUAAAAAAUACGUAAAACCAUGUAUUAAUAAUUUUAAAAUUUUAACUUAUUAUAUAUUAAAAAAGUUGUGAUAAAUCCGUGA
This is a messenger RNA of Heterotrigona itama, 3913 nucleotides long. Lineage: Eukaryota; Metazoa; Arthropoda; Insecta; Hymenoptera; Apidae. The record is from the annotation of a GenBank genome assembly.